UUGGCUUGAAAAGUGUUCCUGUGUGCUCCGGUAGUUAGGGAUAGAAUGAUUCCUUGGACACACUGGGAAUCAAAGGAGCCAAAAAUGAGUCACGUGGACGAAUACAGACCUCACAUUUAAUUAUAUAAUAAUACUACAGCAAGCACAAUUGGAGCAGCCUUGCUGACCUCACAGCUGAAAGCACUAUUUAAGAUCUGGCUACCAGAUGUUCCAACAGAAUCUAGCCAGCUGCUAGCAGAGGUUACCCUGAGUGUUUUAACAGAGAAUAUUUACAGCCUAAUAGUUCGGAAGAGAUGAUUGCACUAAUCUUCUUUUUUGCCCUGCUGUGGGACAACGCUGAAGCAUGGGGAUUCAAGGACGGAGUGCUGCAUAACUCCAUUUGGUUAGAACGAGCAGCUGGAGUGUAUCACAGGGAGUCUCGCACUGGAAAGUACCAGCUUACCUAUGCAGAAGCAAAAGCCGUCUGUGAGUACGAAGGAGGACAUCUAGCCACCUAUCAGCAGCUGGAGGCAGCAAGAAAAAUAGGUUUCCACGUGUGUGCGGCUGGCUGGAUGGCAAAGGGCAGAGUUGGUUAUCCCAUAGUAAAAGCUGGACCCAACUGUGGCUUUGGGAAGACUGGUAUUGUUGAUUACGGGUUUCGCCUCAACAGAAGCGAGAGAUGGGAUGCCUACUGCUACAAUCCUAACGGAAAAGAGUGUGGUGGAGUCUUCACAGAUUCAAAACAUGUUUUUAAGUCACCAGGCUACCCAAAUGAGUAUGAAAAUGAGCAAAUUUGCUACUGGCAUAUUAGAGUAAAGUAUGGACAACAGAUUCAUCUACAGUUUCUAGAGUUUGAUGUUGAAGAUGACACUGCUUGUAUGGCUGAUUUCUUGGAAGUCUACGAUAGCUAUGAUGAUAUCAAUGGCUUCGUGGGCAGGUUCUGUGGAGAUGAGUUGCCAGAUGAUAUCAUUAGCACAGGAAAUGUUAUGACCUUGAAGUUUUUGACAGAUGCCUCAGUGACAGCUGGUGGUUUUCAGAUUAGAUAUGUUACUAUGGACAUGCCUUCAAAAUCAGGUGACGGAAAGAAUACAACUUCCCAAGGAAAAACAAACUUCUUAUCUGGAAAAUUUGGUAUUAUGUGAGCAGAUUAGCAAGGUAUAAUCCUUAAGAAACAUGUUUUAGAACCCAGUUCAAAUAUCUGUUUCUUCAGAUAAGACA
This is a messenger RNA of Struthio camelus australis, 1197 nucleotides long. It is a transcript of the gene TNFAIP6, whose product is annotated as TNF alpha induced protein 6. NCBI's taxonomy places the organism in Eukaryota, Metazoa, Chordata, Aves, Struthioniformes, Struthionidae. The record is from RefSeq and is a predicted model, not a curated record. Gene Ontology annotation, biological process: cell adhesion; negative regulation of inflammatory response. Gene Ontology annotation, molecular function: hyaluronic acid binding.